Messenger RNA from Oryza sativa Japonica Group (Japanese rice), 1884 nucleotides. Its product is annotated as protein FLX-like 2. The record is from RefSeq and is a predicted model, not a curated record. Lineage: Eukaryota; Viridiplantae; Streptophyta; Magnoliopsida; Poales; Poaceae.
CCACAUUCUUCCUUCCUCUGGCCUUCCUUCAUCUCUUUCCCUUCCUCCGUCGCCGGCGUUACCCCUUCUCUCUCUCUUCUGUGGUUCCGGCGGCGGCAAGGCCGACCUGCUCCCCCGCCGCCUCUCCUCCUCCUCCUCCUCGCGCGCGCGCCGCCGGCGAACGGCCGCCGUAUACUUACCCGCGGUGCGGACGGGCUCCUCUUAUCUCCUCCCCCGACCGCAUCCUACCCCCUCUCUCUCCCUUGUGAGCCCUCCUCGGCGCGCACGGCCCCCGCCGCCGGCGAGCAGGCUCGGAACCAGGGGGGGUGGGGGACUCGACGCGACGAGCCCUCGUUCCAUCGGCCUCUGUCUCGGUUGAGUCGAAUUGAAGUAUAAUGGCAUACCAUGGACAGCUGGAUGGACGCCAAGCUUCAGGUUUGAUGCGUGAUGGCGCCUUCCCUGCAGCCAGCCUUUCUGGCCGCCAACCUUUGGAUCGCGCUGCCACCGCUCUGGAGAUCUUGGAAAAGAAACUUGCUGAGCAGACCGCCGAGGCAGAAAAGCUUAUCAGAGAGAAUCAGCGAUUGGCAUCUAGCCAUGUCGUCUUGAGGCAGGAUAUUGUUGAUACUGAGAAAGAAAUGCAAAUGAUCCGUGCUCACCUAGGUGAUGUUCAGACAGAGACUGAUAUGCAUAUGAGAGAUUUGAUGGAGAGAAUGAGAUUGAUGGAAGCAGAUAUACAAGCUGGUGAUGCAGUGAAGAAGGAACUUCAUCAAGUGCAUAUGGAGGCAAAGAGACUUAUUGCUGAGAGGCAGAUGCUCACUGUUGAGAUGGAUAAAGUAACUAAAGAGCUACAUAAGUUCUCUGGUGACAGUAAGAAACUUCCUGAAUUACUGACUGAGCUAGAUGGGCUCCGAAAAGAGCAUCAGAGUCUAAGAUCUGCUUUUGAAUAUGAGAAAAACACAAACAUCAAGCAAGUUGAGCAGAUGCGGACGAUGGAGAUGAAUUUAAUGACUAUGACCAAAGAGGCUGACAAGUUGCGUGCUGAUGUGGCAAAUGCUGAAAAACGAGCUCAAGUGGCAGCGGCUCAAGCAGUAGCAGCACAGGCGGGGGUGGCACAUGUGACUGCUUCACAACCAGGGGCAGCACAAGCUGUGGCAGUGCCAGCUGCCUCAAACCCAUAUUCAAGUGCAUUUACCGGUCAUCCCUCUGCAUAUCACCAAGGAGCCACCCAAGCUGGGGUUUAUCAGCAAGGGACCACCCAAGCUGGGGCAUAUCAGCAAGGAUCUACCCAAGCUGGGGCAUAUGCUUACCCAACUUAUGAUGCCGCUACUGCUUACCAGAUGCAUGCUGCGCAAGCAAAUGCAUACGCGGGCUAUCCUGGUUAUCCAGUUGCAGGGUACACACAGGCCGCUUUGCCCGGUUAUCCUAGUGCGUAUGCUGCACCGCAGCAACCAAUAAGCAGUGGUGUAGCUACAGAUGUUGCAAGCAUGUAUGGCGCGAUCAGUAGUGCUGGAUAUCCUGCUGGAGUUGUUCAGUCAAGCAGUGGAGCUGCCAAUGCAGGACAAGCACCAGCUACUUAUCCUGUCGCAUACGACCCAACCAGAGCAGGCCAGAGGUGAAAUCGUAGUUUCAGUCUCAGACCCAAAUCACUAUUUGCUAAACCCAUUUUGUGGUGUAGCUGUAGUAAGAUCCUUGGAGAGGCCAACAACAGCAUGGCUCUAGUUCGUUUUUCUUGUAGAUUCCUUCCCUAUACAUUUUAGCGGUCAAUGAAAAUUAGUUGUAUAUCGAAUUGCUGCUCUUGGUUCGAUACUUGAAUUUAAUUAGUUGUAUACCGAAUAGAUCACGGUCAACUUGAAUCUCUGUAAUUCCCGGUUAAGAACGACACCCGGCAAUUUUCUGAAUGCUUUA